ACUUCCCAGGUUUCCGCGGUAACUUUUGCUCCCAUUUUCCUCUGAUUACACAAAGCGUCACCGUGAGUUUGCAUUUAAUCUGCGUCUUAAAAACACCGUAAUUGUGUAAAGUCGAGUUUGUGGAGAAGCGACCCAGCCGUGCACGGAGCAAUGGAGAUUUUAGACGUCCUCCCUGCCAACUUCGGCUACGCGAUCCUGACCUACCUCUACAGCUGGAUCAUGCUGACUUACCUCGCCGUCAAAGUCGGAGCUGCGAGAAAAAAAUACAGUGUGAAGUACCCUACCAUGUACAGCGAUAAGGAGGACGUGUUCAACUGCAUCCAGAGGGCUCAUCAGAACACGCUGGAAGUCUAUCCGCAGUGGCUAGUUUUCCAGACCAUCGCUGCACUCGUUUAUCCAACUGUGGCCUCUGUUCUGGGGGUCAUCUGGGUGACCAGCAGGUUCUCCUAUGCCUGGGGCUACUACACUGGCAACCCUGUCAAGAGGAUGAAUGGGAGCUAUGGUUACAUCGGCCUUUUUGGAGUGAUCAUCCUGUCCAUUUCGGUUGCCCUGCAACUCCUUGGAGUCAUUUAAAAGCCUCUGAGCACUGAUUUCAUUCAUAGCACUGACCAAGUGGGUUUUUUUUCUAAAGGUAUUUUCUUUCUAGUUUUAAUAUAAUUUCAUUCUUUCCUUUCCACAGAAUGUGAAAUUGAAUUGCUUCUGUAGACCACUGUUUGGGUGUUUGGUUAAAACAUGUCAUGUCUAUCACAUUAACAUGUAUGUCAUCUUAUUCCAAAUAAAAAAACUAAUCUGGGUUUGAAA
Messenger RNA from Colossoma macropomum (tambaqui), 801 nucleotides. It is a transcript of the gene mgst3b, whose product is annotated as microsomal glutathione S-transferase 3b. The record is from RefSeq and is a predicted model, not a curated record. Gene Ontology annotation, molecular function: glutathione peroxidase activity; glutathione transferase activity. Gene Ontology annotation, cellular component: endoplasmic reticulum; nuclear envelope; membrane. Lineage: Eukaryota; Metazoa; Chordata; Actinopteri; Characiformes; Serrasalmidae. The coding region runs from base 151 to 573 and encodes 140 amino acids. The transcript has 4 exons.